AUUAUAAAAAAAUGAAUGCUAAAGUUGUUAAACAAGUACUUGAAAAACACUAACCAUAAUUGGAUAAAGAAUACUAAAACAAGUUGCAAAUAGCUAAAUAUACUAAUUUAUCUGAUAUAGAAAAGAGCAAUUUUAUAUAAAGUUCAGGUAUUUAAAUAUUGGAGUUUAUAGGUUUUGAUCAAUAAAACAUAUGUUUUUUAUUUGAUGGAAAUAUAUAACAUGAAUUUGAUCACAAUAAGAUUGAAUAUCAUAUAAUAAAUAGAUUAGAUAAUAAAAUAGAUCAAAAGUAUAUUUGAUGGCAAUAUAAUUAGUACUUAUACCAUAGUAUAUAUAGUAGCAUAAAAAGAUGGAUAAGCAUAAUUAAGUAGAUUUCGAAAGAUGUUAAAAUAACUUCCAAGCAAAUACUAUACUCAAUUAAUAUAGUUUUAUUUAUAUUAAGCAAGUUUGAUGAUCAAAACAGGACUAUGGUUAAAUACUUCAAAGAGAGGAUAAUUAUGGUAUAAGAAAACUAAAUAUAUUGAUGAGUAUGCUUAAACUUAUUUUAAGAGUAGAAGAUCUACUGAAAAUACCUAAUUUUUAAGCCAGUUGGAUUAAUUUUGUGCCUUAGUCAAAUUAAUUCAUAGAAUAGUAAGAGCCAAAUCAACUAAUAAAAUAAUAAGAAGGGCCUUUUGGCUCAAAUUUGACAGAUUAAAAAUUAAAUCAAUUUGGAAUUCCAAUAAUACUUGAUUGUUUGCUGUCUUAUUUUGUAACAAACGCCGAUAGAUUUUUAAAACCAAAUAUUUUUAGAAAAUAAGGUUCAAUAAAUGAAGAAGAAUAAUUAUAUACAUUGUUAAAUAAUGAGAAUUAUGAAUGUUUGAAUGUAGUAGAGGAUGCACGAAUAGUAUGUAGUAUGAUAAAGAGAUUUUUUACAUCAUUACCAGAUCCGUUAAUUCCAUAAGACCUUUUAAAAUUUAUAUGUAAUUAAAUAGUAUGUAAGUUGCUAUUAAAAAAUAAUUAGAAAUAACUCCUUAAACAGAGAUAGCAUUAUUAGAAGAAGUAUUUGGAAAAUUACCUGGAUUUAAUAGAGUAUUGUUGACAGUAAUGGUAAGUUUUCUGUAAUGUGUUGGUAAUUAUUCUGAAUUUAAUCAUAUGAAUAUGAAUAAUUUGGCAAUAGUUUUUGCUCCUUGUUUUAUGAGAGCAUAAACAAAUGAUAUAUCAUCAUUAGAAUAAAUAGGAUAAUCAGUCAAAUUUCUAAAAAUAUUAUUUGAUAACUUUGAUAAGAUGUUUCCAAAUGUUACAUUUAAAUUAUUUUUACAGUAAAAAUAAACUUAAUCUUGUUCAUCAACUAGUAGUAAUAGUUCAACAGGUACAGAAACUAUAUCCAAAAAUAAGAUUCUUUCAUCAUCAGAAGAUGAAAUUGUUUCUGAGUUCUAAUAAAAGUAGCAAUGA
Paramecium sonneborni is the source of this 1428-nucleotide messenger RNA. The record is from the annotation of a GenBank genome assembly. NCBI's taxonomy places the organism in Eukaryota, Ciliophora, Oligohymenophorea, Peniculida, Parameciidae.